AUGGCUUGGAACAUCUUCAGAAUAGCGGCCGACCUGUCGCACAUAACAGCAAAAUGCAUCCUCAUCUUCUCCAUCCACCGUAACAGGAGCGCCGAAGGCGUCUCCCUCCUUACCCAGCUCUUCUACGCUCUCGUCUUCGUAACCCGCUACACGGACCUCUUCGUCGAAACCCACGCCUGGAACUACUUCUUCAAAGUCUUUUACCUCCUCUCCUCCUUCUACACCCUCGGCAUCAUGCGCUUCGUCUACCCCCGCACGCGCGAAAAGGAAAUCGCCUGGAAGCUCGCCGGCCUCGUCUUUUCCGGAUCCCUCGUCCUCUCCCCCUUCUUUAUGCUCAUCUUUGAUAAGCAACGAGAGUGGGCUUUUACAGAAUGGCUUUGGGUGUUCUCUCAGAUCUUGGAGUCAGUCUGCGUUUUGCCGCAGCUGUUGCUGCUGCGGCAGACGACCGUCCCGACGGUGAUUACCAGUUUUUACAUUGUGUUCUUGGGGAGCUACAGGGGGUUGUAUCUGCUGAACUGGUUCCUCAGGGAGCUGGACACGAAUGGGCGGAAGCCGAACCCGAUCAGUGUCAUUUUUGGGAUUGUCCAGACGGCGCUGUAUGCGGAUUUUGCGUGGGUGUACUGGACGAGGCAGAGGGUCAAGCUGAGGAAUGGGGGGGUGGUGGAUGCGGAUGAUUUGAGGAGGGGGUGGUUGUUGAGUAAGAUUUUUGGGAGCGAGCACCUGAGGGGUGGGAGCAACGCGGCGGAUGAGGAUGAGUAUGAUGAGGAGAGCGCGCCUGCGCUUGGACCGGGGAGGCAUGAGGUUGGGCGGGAUGCCAGGCCGGGGAGGGCAAAGUGGGGGAGUAGGGGGAUUAGUAUUAGUGCUGAUGAGGGGGUUUAUGAUGGGGAGAGUGGUGGGUCGAGGCAGGAGCAGGGUGUGACGAGUAGCAAUAGUAGGGGAGGUUUUGCGGAUGAGUCGGAUGAUGAUUUGGCUGGGGGGGCGGAUCCGGAUGCGAAGAUGCAGGAUCCGGAUGAUUUGGCAAGGGCGUUGAAUGAUGAUGAGAGUGAGAGUAAUGAGGAGGAUAAGAAGAAGAAACAGAAGGCGGCUCAGCAGAACGGAGGGCAGCCAAGCGGGAUUAGGAAUGGGGAUGAGUGGGAUGAUGAUUGA
Messenger RNA from Podospora anserina S mat+, 1146 nucleotides. RefSeq lists its product as uncharacterized. NCBI's taxonomy places the organism in Eukaryota, Fungi, Ascomycota, Sordariomycetes, Sordariales, Podosporaceae. Gene Ontology annotation, biological process: protein retention in ER lumen; endoplasmic reticulum to Golgi vesicle-mediated transport. Gene Ontology annotation, molecular function: ER lumen protein retrieval receptor activity. The transcript has 3 exons. The record is from RefSeq and is a predicted model, not a curated record. Gene Ontology annotation, cellular component: cis-Golgi network; endoplasmic reticulum; membrane. Bases 1 to 1146 code for a protein of 381 amino acids.